AAUAGCUAUCAGGGAGCUGUGAGAAACUGACCUGCCAAACAGCCAGCUAAUUUAUACUGAAAUAAUGUGUGCAAAGCCCCCAUUAAAAGGGCAGCAGUCACUCUCCUUUACAGGCACAAAAAGACAAAGAUCAAGGCACACAGAAAUGUUUGCUAUACAAAAACCUGAGGCUGUCCCUCAUCUGUCCCAUUUUCAUGACGCAAAGUCCUUAGGAAGCCUUCCAUUUUCCAGUGAUAAGGAGAGAAAGCAGGACACCAACUUUAAUAUCUUGGAGGAAACAUAUGAUAAAAAUGAAAACUGGAGUCAUGAUAAGAAAGAAGGGGAGGAAGGAGACAUGAAAUCCAAAUCAGAGGAUGAAAAAUCAUCUUUGGAUAAUAACAGGUCUCAACUUAAGAACAGGUCAAUAGGACAGCUAAAAAGCACAGGCUCUGAAGGGAUCAGUUUGUCUUCAUCAGAGGAAGAGGUACGUAGCCCACCAGAGGGAGCAGAAAUUAUGCAACUACAAGGGGAUACACCAGCUAAGGACAUGGCAAAUGGUUUUGAGAAAUGGGCAGGAUCACCAUUAGAAGACAAUGGUUAUGCCAGCAGCUCACUGAGCAUAGAUAGUCCUGAUAGUGUAUCUGGAAACACAUGGCAAGAAACAACUGUUCUGGCACCCACGACUACACCACAGGAAAAUCCAGAGACAGAAGAUUCUGAUGUUGAAUCCUCAUCAGACUCAGAUUCUAUCUCUGUAACAUUAUCAGAGGCUUUUCAGAGUCUCCAGGACAAGGAAAAGCUAAAGGAAAGAGAAAAAGAGAAGCAUCAUGCACAGUUAACUAUGUAUAGACGCCUGGCACUUCUGAGGUGGAUAAGAGCUCUCCAGCAAAGUGAGAGAUCAGCAGAACAGACUUCAAGAAAGCUUUGACACCAUUCUAGACAACCGCAAGGAGAUUCUUAGACAUAUCCAGCAUGGCUAUAACAAGACACCUACUAAAGAAGCAGUAUGAGACAUUCAGAAUAAAGCAUUCACAGCAAUGCCCAGUCCAACAACCAGCAUCUAUACCUACAUCCCAGGGUCUGGCAGUCAUCACCUACAAGCAUUAGAUGGAAAACUCUAUGCCAACAAAUCACAGCAGAAGGUUCAAACAAGGGUAGAGGUCUCACUAAUGCCAACAUUCAUUCUAACAUUGCUAUUGCUUUAAUGCUGCUUCUACACUUUAGAAUAAAGUAGGAAGCAGAGUGGGAGAAGCUAAAGGUGCAUUUAUUCAAACAUGUUAUAUGAAUUAUUAACAUAAAUAAAAGUUUCAAAACCAUUAUGCAAAUAUAAAAAGAGUU
Xenopus tropicalis (tropical clawed frog) is the source of this 1317-nucleotide messenger RNA. RefSeq names its product chromosome 2 C1orf216 homolog (gene c2h1orf216). The record is from RefSeq and is a predicted model, not a curated record. Lineage: Eukaryota; Metazoa; Chordata; Amphibia; Anura; Pipidae.